CUUUUUCCCUUCCGAAAAUCUCAUUUCAUUUCAAUAUGGACGCCGUUGAUUCUCUGAUGCUCAUCACAACCGCUGAUGAAAUUCCAGGUAAAAAAAUUGUUCAUUUAGGACAUGUAUUCGGUAUAACGGUUCGUGCAAGAAACAUUGGCGUUAGUCUCGGUGCCGGAUUGAGAUCAUUAGCUGGUGGUGAAGUGGCUGCAUUCACUAAGAAUUUCGAACAAAGCAGAAGACAAGCAUUGGAUAGAAUGAUUGGUAUGGCACAUUCGCGAGGUGCCGAUGCGAUCGUAGCCAUGCGCUUUGACUCGACGGGACAACAGCAAUUCUCAGAAGUUUGUGCUUACGGUACCGCUGUCAAAUACGUCAAUGAUACAUCGCAAACCCUCAACAGAAUGAUCGUGACAACGGCUGAAAGCGUGCCUGGCUACCAAUCAAGCAACAUGAAUCAUGUGCUCGGCGUUUGCGUCUUGUGGCCAGGAAACCCUUUGCAAGAGUUUACAAGAGCUCGACGUCGAGCUAUUACCGAGAUGGAAAAGGACGCAAGUCGAUUCGGUGCAGAUGCCAUUGUUGCUGUUCGCUAUGACUCGACCGUUAAUUCGGGUACCUAUCAUUAUUCUCAAAGUACACUCACAAAGAUGUCUUUCUUGGCUCGUUCUACAACCGCACGCGCUGCUUCUUCAUUGGCAGUCAAACGUACAGCUUUGACUGGUCAACGUGGAUUCGCAUCAGAAGCAGCUGCAGCUGGUUUGGGUCCAUCAUUCAAACUAAGUGAAGAUCAAGAAGCAUAUCAAGAACUUGCACGUCGUUUCACAGCAGAAAACAUCAUUCCUGCCGCACGUCAUCAUGAUGAAACGAUGGAAUAUCCUUGGAAAAUCAUCAAAGAUGCACAUGCUGCUGGAUUGGUAAACACACACAUUCCAGAAGAGUAUGGUGGUGCCGGUUUGAGUUUAUUAGAAGGUGCUCUCGUGACUGAAGAACUCGCAUAUGGUUGUUCAGGUAUUCAAACUGCAAUCGAAGCAAACGGUUUGGCAGAAGCACCUCUUCUUGUUGCUGGAUCACACGAACUUAAGCAGAAGUAUUUGGGAAGAAUGACCGAAGAGCCAUUAGUUGCUUCUUAUUGUGUUACUGAACCUGGAGCUGGAUCCGAUGUCGCAAACAUUACCACAAAAGCAGAAAAGAAGGGAGACAAAUGGAUCUUAAACGGAACAAAGAUGUGGAUCACAAAUGGUGGACACGCAAACUGGUUCUUCGUUUUAGCAAAGACUGAUCCAACACAAAAAGCAAACAAAUCAAUGACUGGCUUCAUUGUCGAUGGAGAUUCUGCUGGUAUCAUUCGUGGAAGGAAAGAGAUUAACAUGGGACAGAGAUGUUCGGAUACACGUAUGAUCACAUUUGAAAACGUCGAAGUUCCAGAAGAAAACGUGAUUGGUAAACCUGGAGAUGGAUUCAAGAUUGCCAUGGGAGCAUUUGAUAUUACCCGUCCUUUGAUUGCUGCAGGUGCAACUGGUGUUGCAUCUCGUGCAUUGUCCGAAGCUGCUACAUACGCACACGAACGUAAGACGAUGGGAAGACCAAUCAUUCAACAUCAAGCAAUCGCUUUCACAUUGGCAGAUAUGGCUGUUCGUGUUGAAGCAAGUAGAAAUUUGACGUGGAGAGCAGCUGCUACAAAGGAUGCUGGAGAGCGUAAUUCAUACUUUGCCAGUGUCGCCAAAGUUUUCGCAUCCAACUCGGCCGUUCGCAACGCUGACGAAGGGUUGAGCAUUCUAGGAGGAGCAGGUUAUAACACAGAGUAUCCAUUAGAGAAAUUAUAUCGUGAUUCAAAAAUCUUCGAAAUCUACGAAGGCCCUACCCAGAUACAAAAGCUGAUCAUUUCUCGUUUCAUUGAACAACGCUUCAAACCAUAGAUUCACAUUUUUUUUGGAUAGGGUACACGAUCUCUAUGUAUGUAAUGUCAAAUUUCAUUCCUUCAUGCUAAGUCAGGAUGUCGUUCAAAGAGAUUUGUUGAGUCAGAAAGCGCUGGCCUGUCGAGAGUGUUACGGCUUGAACUAGCAUCCAUUCCUAAACUGCCUUCUUUCAUCGAUUGUUGACCUUCUAGCACAUCAUUUUCUCUAUCGUCCGUAUUUUCAUCUUGAAUUGAAUUCGUCAGAAGAUACCCCCGGCUUUUAGGACGUCUUGUUGGUCGGUUG
Meira miltonrushii is the source of this 2183-nucleotide messenger RNA. RefSeq names its product acyl-CoA dehydrogenase NM domain-like protein. The record is from RefSeq and is a predicted model, not a curated record. Gene Ontology annotation, biological process: fatty acid beta-oxidation; medium-chain fatty acid catabolic process. Lineage: Eukaryota; Fungi; Basidiomycota; Exobasidiomycetes; Exobasidiales; Brachybasidiaceae. Gene Ontology annotation, molecular function: medium-chain fatty acyl-CoA dehydrogenase activity; flavin adenine dinucleotide binding. Gene Ontology annotation, cellular component: mitochondrion. The transcript is spliced from 7 exons. The coding region runs from base 36 to 1901 and encodes 621 amino acids.